Molecule: messenger RNA, 309 nt
Organism: Ectocarpus sp. CCAP 1310/34
Lineage: Eukaryota; Phaeophyceae; Ectocarpales; Ectocarpaceae
Source: the annotation of a GenBank genome assembly
AUGCACUCGGUAUCUACGGGCGCUUGUACCAUUCGUGAAACAGGCCCGGCCCCUACUCCGGAACCUACGCCGGCCCCUACGCCGCCUCCUACUGUUGAAGUUCCGAUGUGCGACGGUGGAAUCGUCGGCAUCCAAGCGAGCGAUGUGUGCUGCUCCGCCAGCUGCGGGUCUUGCGGAGGUUCCGGGUGCACUGGCAGGGACGGUGGCGCAAACGCCUGCUGCGGUGGUGGAGUCAGGGCUUCGGACCGCUUCUGUUCUGUAACUGGAGAGGCGCCUUGCUUGCUGUAACAGCGCGUCUUGCAUUUAUCU